Messenger RNA from Apis cerana (Asiatic honeybee), 25134 nucleotides. Its product is annotated as microtubule-associated protein futsch. Gene Ontology annotation, biological process: dendrite development; microtubule cytoskeleton organization; axonogenesis. The record is from RefSeq and is a predicted model, not a curated record. Gene Ontology annotation, molecular function: microtubule binding; actin binding. Lineage: Eukaryota; Metazoa; Arthropoda; Insecta; Hymenoptera; Apidae. Gene Ontology annotation, cellular component: neuronal cell body; synapse; microtubule associated complex.
UGCAUGGUAGCGGCAAAGGGUAUCGCAGUCUGUCAGAGAGCCGGCAGCCCGCAACGCGAGAGUUGCUGCCGAGUUAAUUCGAGUUUGAGUAUCGUUGAUUGAAACAUAGGGGGGAAGAGACAUUUGUGAAUCGUAGUAAAGAAUUCGUUAUUACCCGUCUUUAGAUAAAAAGGAACAUUUCGUCUUCGAUCUACGUUUAGUGUCGCUGUGUCUUACGACGGUUCUCUCUCGCAGCAUCCUCUUGACCAUCGUAUUUGCAAACUACUUGGUCUUCUGUCGCUCUUCAUUUGUCCCUCUUCUGUUCCUAUUUCUUUCUUUUUUUUUCGUUCUCUCUCUCUCUCUCUCUCUGUUGUUUUCUUCUUCUUUUUUUAAUGCAUCGUAAACGAAAAAGUUGAUUUCAAGAGACAUAUUGUUAACAAAUCUGAUUGUUCUCUCAGUUUCCUAACCGGAUAUAUUUUGUAAAAUUGCCCUUUUCGUGGGAGGAAAAACGUUCCUGGAUAUACCACAUAUCGAGAAAUCGAAAAAUUAAAACUGGAUAAUCGUGUCACCUAACGAGCAAUGAGUACCACGGAUCCUACUGGAGAGGGAGGAGGGGGAGGGGUGACGAGUACAAUAUCACCAACAAACGUUGAACAAAAUAUAUCUCCGGUUAUACCGGUGACCGGUAGUGCGGUGCAACCAGGCUCUCAACAACAGCAUCCACCACCGUCACCACUAAGCGGUUGUUACCUUCUCGUUGUGCUUCCAGAGCCUCAUACUGCGCAGCAUAAAGAUCUCAUCUUAAACCGUCUAGCGAAAGGUUUCCUGUCAUGGGAUAAGGAUAGCUGUCAUGUAGAUUUAGAAAAAGAAUUACUGGCAUUGGUGGCACAAGCUCCCGAGGGAGAAGAAGCUAGAAAUGGCGAACGACUGAUUCAAUACGCUACAGAAAACCUCGUUACCGAGGUUUUGAUUCAUCCGCAAACGAACACGUUAUUGCAAUGUAUCCGUAAUCUUCUCGCAAGUUUCACGAAACACCGGCAUAUCAUACACGCUGGCUAUACCUUCGGUGGAAAUGGUUCCUGGAUACUGCAAGAUGGAACCUUUAGCCUCGCCGAUUUCCUGGACGCCUUCAGCGAACACGAAGUGCAAAGAGUUCUUCGAGCGUAUGAGAACAGCGUCACUGUAGACAUUCAUUGCGCGAGCGUUGGCGAUUGGACGACGAACAGAUUGUCCAAAGAGGCUUGCACCAGAGCGUGCAGAGUCCGAGUAAAUCCCGAUGACGUUCUUACCGCUGGCUUGUCAGCAAUUACCAGUUUUACAAAUUACGUUGGACAAUAUCUCGUUGCCCAAACGUUGGACCAAUUGAUGGAACCGUCCGAUGUUGUGGGCAACAUAAGAUUUAGUCAUCCAACGUUAUACGUCUUCCCCGGUGGCCAAGGUGAUGCCGCCCUCUUUGGCAUAAACGGUUUUAACAUGUUGGUCGACGGUGGUUUCGCCAGAAAAGCCUGUUUUUGGGACUUUACCAGGCAUCUGGACCGCCUCGACGCGGUCUUAGUUACUAGAAUAAAUAAUAGCAAUGUCGGAGGCAUGUCGAGUGUUCUUCGUAAAAAGAAGGAGAUGCACGUUUAUCCUCAGAUCGGACACUUUUUCUGUAAUCUAGUCGAGAGAAGACAAUCCAAUUCACCGGAUGGGAACAAAGAUAUCGAUCCUCUGAUCCUGAAUCUCACCGACAUUGGCCAAGAGAUGGUCGUUAAUCUACGGCACAUCAAUUUGCGAGCGCAUCCGUGCUACAGGGAUCCGGACCCGAUCAAUCUUUACCACAAAGUGGGCCACGGCACGUUGGACAUGUACGUGCUGAGCCCGAGCAAGGAUAGCCGCGAAGUGAGGGAAUUCCUUGCCAAAUGGCACACCUCGGACUCGAAAUUAUUCUCCGGCUCCCACAAAAAAGACUCCAACAAUUUAACGUUCCCGAUUCAGAAUCUGGUCUCGAUAUGCGCCAUGCUCGUUUGGCAACCUGCCAAUCCCGAGGACACCAUCACGAGGAUCCUUUUCCCCGGGAGUACCCCCCAGCUCAAGAUCUUCGAAGGGUUCGAACGAUUGAAGCACCUCGAGUUUCUCAAGCAUCCCGUAUGCUCGGCGAAAAGCCUUUCCCCGUCCGCCUCGUUGGCGACCUUGCGCGACAAACCGGCCAAGCAAAAGUUCAGCCUCAUAACCGACAAGGAGCCGGCGAAGAAGAUAGGGGACGCGAAGAAGGAGAAGAAGGAGUCGCCCGAGAUGAAAGUGAUAAAAGGCGGGGACGAUUUGCCGCCCCGCGUAGCCCAGGGCACACCUAUCAUACCCACUAAACAGCCGCAACCGGUCAAACCCGAGGCGAAGACUAAAAAGGCGUUGGAGAACAAGAAGAUAGAGGUGGAGAUGAAGGACGUGAAGGAGAGGAAGGAGCAGAAGGCGGAGAAGGAGGCGAAAAAGGAGAUUGUAAAGAAGGAGAUUGGAAAGCUAGAGAAAGAUGAAAAACGGGAGGAGGAACCGAGGAAGCCUGUCGAGGCUGGGGCGAGGCAGGAGGCGGAGAAGAUAAUCGCGCCCCCGGCGAAGGAGGCGAAACCGAGGAAGAAGGAGGCGAAGAGCGCGAAGCCCGCGAGAAUAGACUCGAUGCCGAAGUCGAAGAUCAGCGAAUCGAAGAAGGCGAAGCAAUCCCCCGUGGAGAAGAAGGAAACGGUGAUCAAAUCGUCACCGACCACCCCCAAGAAGACCAUGAACGGGGUAGCGACUAAAACGGAAAUCUCGAAGGCGGUUAAAAAGAUGCCGCCUGUUCACAAGAUCGAGGUCGCGCCCCCGGCGAAAAGCACGAAGGACGCGAACAACAGGAAGGUGGUGGAGCAGAAGAAGUCGGCGAUAAAGGAAACAGGUGUAACCGCCGCGGUGAAAGUGACGGCGAAGCCGAAGCCAAUGGACAGGAAGCCGAUAGGCCGAAGGAAGCCUGUCAGCCCGAGCAAGGCACGGGUGUCCGGCAGCCCGGCGAAGUCGACUCGAAGCACGCCAACGACUUCCGUCAAGUCCGAUAAGGAUGGUGUCGUUGCCCGCAGGGCGAAGGGGGAGAAGGGGACCGCCGACUCGUCCACGGUGUCCACACCGUCCGGGAUCGAGGCCGAGGCGGGUGGCAGGCUGGCCGAGAAGAGCUUGAUGGAACAGUCGGAGGACAUCUCGUUGGACUCGAUCGAGAGCAAGGUGUUGGCCGAUCUGAAGGAGGAACGGGAGGUCGUGGAGGAGAUCGAGGCCGUCCUCCAGAAGGCGGAACGCAUCGAGGAGACGAGGAAAGACGAUCGUUCCGAGGGGGAUGAUGAAAUCACGGCCGAGCUUACCGACAAGAAGGAGGAGGACAUCACGGAUGACGACAUAAUCGAGCCCGACAUGGAGGAGGCAUUGAAGAGGGAGAUGAUCGACGAAUAUUUGAUCGUCGAGAAGGAGGAGGAUUAUAUCGAGGACUCUACCCAGAGCGGGGAGGGUGAGCAGAAACAUAUCUUGGACGAGGCUGAAUCGGAGAAGGCGAAGAUGCUGAAGGAUAUGGAACAGGUGAAGGAGAAGGGGGAGGAGGAGGAGGUGGAGGAGAAGGAGAGGGACGAAAGCGUGGUGGUGGAGAAGAGGGAGAAGGAAGGGGAGGAGAAAGUAAUGGAAACGUUGAAGAUCGAGGAGGAGGGGGCGGAGCCUAUCGAUCUGUCGCCGGAUCGGAGAGAGCAACUGGAGGAGGAGGUGAAGGAUAUAAUCGCUACAGCGGCGGAAACGGUACAACAGAAGCCCGAGGAAAAGGACGAUUCCGGGAAGAAGGAUAGCGAGGAUAUCACGAAGGAACCGUCCAGCUUGAGCCCGGACAAAUUAGACUCGUCCGAGAAGAAAACUACCGAUACCGACUUGAAGCCCGAGGUUGACCAAAAGGAACAAAUCCCCGAGAAAUUGGAGGAGUCGCAAGAGAGGAUUUCGACACUGGAAUCUGGCGCCACGACGACAGCCCCAACGCUUCCCGAGGACGAGCGUAUACCGCUCGACGAGAUAAAAGAAGAUAUCGACGAGAAACACAUCAUCGAGGAGGUGAAAGAGAAAGACGUGAUACCGAAGGUUAAGGAAGAAGAGGUCGCUGUUGCCCCUUCGCGAAUCGUACCUCUCACGGUAACCACCAAGCCAGACGUUCACGUGUUCGACAUCCGGCAAGCUGUGCAACGAGAUAUCGUGAAAACGCCGGACGAGGUUGCCGAUCUGCCUGUCCACGAGGAGGUGGAUCCCAAGUUGUACAGAAUAGAGGACUUCGAAAAGGACAAAGAGGAAAAGCUGACAUUGCCGCAACAAGAACAGAAGCCGGAACAGAAACCGGAACAAGAGCCGCCCACUCCGCCGGUUAAGGAGCAAAAAGGUGUUUUCAGUUUCUUCGGCAAGGUUGCCGAUAAAUUUGAGAAGGGUAUCGAUAAGUUGACUAAAAAAUCGAAGAAGGAGCAAGAGAAAGAUGUUGACGAAAAAUCUUCGUCCAAGUCGAGCUCUCCUAAAGAAGCUAAGGUAGAGAAAACUGUUCUUGAAGAGGUCGAUAUGGAGAAAAUGUUCCCCAAAGUGGGUAAACCUAGUGAAAAAGCGCAAGAAGUUGCGGUGACCGAAGUGGAACGGAAGGAUAGCGAUGCAAAGAUUUCACCGGCUGUUGAAGAAAUUAUCGCGAAGGAACGAGUCAUCGAGGAUGUUUCCGUACCAAAACCGGACGAAGCAAAGCCCGAGAUUAAGGAGAAACCGAGUGAAAUUGAAGAGAAGGAGGAGGAAGUCGCUGCGCCUAAACCUGUCGACGAAAAAAUUGUGAUAAAAGAAGACGUGAAAGUGAGUGAAGUUCAGCCGAAAGAAGUCGCGUUGGACGAGAAGAAAGAGGAAAUAAAAGAGAUCGAUACCAAGAUUAGGAAGGAAGAGGAGGUCGGAGAAGAAGUGGAGGAAGACGCGGAAGAGAUAAAAGCCUUGCUGGAAGAAGCUUCGAAGAAAUUCAAGACGGUGAAGGAUAGCCUGAGAGACUCGUUGGAGUCGCUAGAAGAGAAGAUCGAAGAAGAAACUGUCGACCUAACACGAGAAGUACCAGUAGUAAAAGAUAUCGUUAAAGACACGUUGGAGGGUGUAGUGGAGAAACUGGAAGCGAUAAAACCACAGAUCGAGAGCAUAUCGCCCGAAACUAAAGAACCGGAGAAAGUAAAAUUCGAAAUACCGAAAGAGGAAGAUUGGGAACCAGUGCCUACUAAAGACGUUAAAGAGGCUGUUCGAGAUGUUGGCGAAGUCCUCGCUGGGACGGCUGGCAUAGAUAUCGAGGAAAAGCCAAAAGAUGUCAUUGAAAUCGUGCGCAAAGUUGCUCAAGUUCUGAAGGAGGACGAUUUAUUUUCGGACAAAACUUUAUUCGAGGAGCCGAUCAAAAAAGAAGAAGUUGCUGUAUCACCUACUGCCGCUAAAACUAAAUCGCCAGUUUCUGAAGGCGAAGGCGUCGAAUCGCCUGAAAAAUUAACCACGACCGAAGAUAAAAUUGCUGUAAUGCCGACGAAAGUCGGUAUCACGGAAGAGAUUUCUCCUUAUCAGGAGGAAGCCGAAGAGCUCGUCGAAGUGCACGAGGAGCCUUGCGUGAAAAUGGUUAAGAAAAUCGAGAAGAUUACGUCUCCGGAAAAGAAAUCGGAGGAUAAACGUGACGUUAAAGAAAUUUGCGAAGAGAUAUUGAAAGAGGAUAAAAAACCGAUAAAGGAGCCGGUUGUUUUAGAUAAGGAAGUUGUUUCUCCGAAAGUGGAUGUAAUGGAAGCUGGAUUAGAGGACGUAUGCGUGAAAGAAACCGCGAGAAAAUCGAUCGAUGAAGCACAAAUUGGAACAGGAGUAGAAGAGUCGGUGAUAGGUUUCGAUCAAAAGAUUUCUCCCGCGAAGGCGGAGAUCGUGAUGGUCUCUCCCGGUUCGACGCCAACAUCGCCAAAAUUCGUAACGGAUAAAGAGGCCAAAGUGGACGCGAGUGAAGAAAUUGCUACCUCAAUUGAAUUGCCGUCCGAAGUAAGAGCGAUCAUCGAUAAGGUUGAUCGCAUGAUAGAAGAGAUUAUCGAAGAGCUUGUAUUGAAGAAGAAGAGAAUUACGAUUGAGAUUGUAGAAUAUAUCACAAUCGUGAAACGUGUUCCAAAAGAGCGUGUGAUUUAUAUUAUUGAAGAGAUUAUCAUACGGAAAGGACUUUCGAAGGAGGAUGUUGUCGAUAACGUAGAUAUCUUGAAACUCGAAUCGAUUACUCCACGAUUGCAAAUGGAACUCGAGGAAUAUAUAAUUAGUGAAUAUAUGAAAAAAGGGAGAUGUAUAACCAUUGAAAUCGUGGAGGAAAUUUCUGUGAGAAAAACUGUACCGAAAACGAUUAUUAUUCGUAUUAUUCAAGAAAUUAUUAUUCAUAAAUUAAUCGAUGUUCCUACUAAAGAUCUGUUUGAUUCGCAGGUAGAACAGAUUGUUCUUAAACAAAAGAAAGAAGAAGAAAAGGAAGAAAUAGAAAAAGUGGAAAAGAAAGAAAUCGAAAAGGAAGAAAAAGAAAAAGAAAUUACGAAAGAACCAGAGGAAGUAUUAUUGCCAAUCGAUAAAGUACCUGUCGCGAAACUAGAGAAGGAAAAAGAAGAGAAACUAUUCGAAGCACCUGAAACACUCAAAGCAGAACUCGACUUGAAAAAAAAGGAAGAAGUCGAAGAAGAAGAGGAGGAGGAAGAAGAAGUAGAAGAAGAUGGUUUUGUUAGUAUCGGUAAAAAAAUUUCGAAAGAAGAGAUACAAAUUAAAAAACAAAUAAGAAAAGAAAAAGACAUUACCGAUGAUUUCGAAGCUGUUGAACAAGAAUAUAAAGUGGGUGAAGUAACGGUUACUUCGCUAGAAGACACCUCGCGGAUUAUUUCGCCAAAAUCGGAUGAAUCGAGGGAACGAGAAUACGCUGAAGAAGCUGUUGAAGACGUAAUAAGCGAAGUUAUCGAGGCUGAUGAAAAAUUUGUUCAUGAGACGAAAGAGAAAAUAGAGAAGAAAGAAUUAGACAUCGAUGUCGACAAAGUACAAUUUGUUAAAUUGGAUAAAGAAGAAAUAGAAAAGAAAGAAUCUAAAAAAUUAAUCAAGACGUUAGAAAUAGCAAAAGAAAUGGAGCCCCUCGAUACAACAGAAAAAUAUUUAGACGAAGCUAAAGAGAAAAAGGAAGAAAAAAUUAUUGAUAAAACAAUAACGAAAAAAUUAGAAGAAACACCGAAAGUGAUUACACCUCAAGUUGAAAAAGAGGAAAGAAAACCUCAACAAGAGAAAGAAUUAAAAAUAGAAGAGAAAAAAGAAGAAAAGAAACCCGAAGAGGAAGAAAAAGAAUUAAAAGUUGAGGACAAAAAAGAAGAAAAGAAACCAACAAAAGAAGAAAAAGAAUUACAGAUUGAAGAUAAGAAAGAAGAAAAGGAACUUGCAGUAGAAGAAAAAGAAAUAAAGGUAGAGGAGAAGAAAGAAGAAAAGAAACCUGCAGAAAAAGAAGAAAAAGAAUUAAAAGUGGAGGAAAAGAAAGAAGAAAAGAAACCCGUAGAAGAAGAAAAGGAAUUAAAAGUAGAGGAGAAGAAAGAAGAAAAGAAACCUGUAGAAGAAGAAAAGGAAUUAAAAGUAGAAGAAAAGAAAGAAGAAAAGAAGCCUGAAGAAGAAAAAAAAGAAUUAAAGAUUGAAGACAAGAAAGAAGAAAAGAAACCCGAAAAAGAAGAAAAAGAAAUAAAAGUUGAGGAGAAAAAAGAAGAAAAGAAACCUGUAGAAGAAGAAAAAGAAUUAAAGAUUGAAGAGAAACAAGAAGAAAAGAAACCUGUAGAAGAAGAGAAGGAAUUAAAAAUUGAAGAGAAAAAAGAAGAAAAGAAAUCUGUGGAGGAAGAAAAGGAAUUAAAGGUGGAAGAAAAGAAAGAAGAAAAGAAACCCGAAGAAGAAAAAAAAGAAUUAAAAAUUGAAGAGAAGAAAGAAGAAAAGAAAUCUGUGGAGGAAGAAAAAGAAUUAAAAGUUGAAGAGAAAAAAGAAGAAAAAAAACCUGAAGAAAAAGAAAAAGAAUUAAAGAUUGAAGAGAAACAAGUAGAAAAGAAACCCAUAGAGGAAGUAAAAGAAUUAGAAGUUGAGGAAAAGAAAGAAGAAAAAAAACCUGAAGAGAAAGAAAAAGAAAUAAAGGUGGAGGAAAAGAAAGAAGAAAAGAAACCCGAAGAGGAAGGAAAAGAAUUAAAGGAUGAGAAGGAGAAAGAAGAAACUAAACCUAUCGCAGAAGAAAAAGAAGUAAAGGUUGAGGAGAAGAAAGAAGAAAAGGAACCAAUAGAAGAAGUGAAAGAAAUAAAAAUUGAGGAAAAGAAAGAAGAAAAGAAACCCGCAGAGGAAGAAAAAGAAGUAAAGAUUGAGGAAAAGGAACCAGUAAAAGAAGAGAAAGAAAUCAAGGUUGAGGAGAAGAAAGAAGAGAAGAAACCCGUAGAGGAGGAAAAAGAAAUAAAGAUUGAGGAGAAGAAAGAAGAAAUAAAAUUAGUAGAAUCGUUACCUGAAUUAAAAUCCACCGUCGAGGAAGAAAAACUUGAUAAAGGCGAAAAAGUUAAAACUCCAGACAUAGUAAAAGAAGAGAAACCAGAAGAUAAGAAGGAAGUAAUUAAGGAGAAAUCUCCGGAGAAAAUAGUUGAAACCGAAAUUGAAUCAAUCAAAGACAUCAUUGAUCGUAAACCAAGUAUCGAGGAGUUAGCUAAAGUAGAAAAAAUAUCUCCGAAAUUGGAGAAAAUUGAAGAUGAAAAACAAAUUGUUCCAGAAGAUCUAUCCUCAGUUAAGGAACGGAAACAAGAACAGGAACGUAUCGAUUCGAGUAUAGAAGCACAGAUAGAAGAAAUAAAGGAGAAGAAACCAGAAAUCGGAGAAGACAUUGGAUCCGUUCGACGAAUGUUAGUCACAGCGAGUAGCGAAGACGGUGGACAGGAAACGGAAAUUUGUGCAGCCGGUACUAUUGCAUUUCAAAAAGCUAUUACACCCGAAGAUUCUCUUAAAGAUACGUCUAUCAAAACAACACCUGAUAAAGAUUCUUUGCUUUUAGAUAAGGACUCUCUGCAUUCGGAAAUAAGUAGCCCAGAAAAGGACAGUAUUUCUGAAAAGUCAUUGCCAAAAGACAUUGGAAAAAUAACGCCCGAAGACAGUUUGGAUAAAUCUCCAAUCGAUACACGUGAUUCGCGCGAUCUCGAGGAUAGUUUGGAGAAAGGUAAACCGAGGGAGGCGGAUAGUAGUACUUCUCCAUCUGUUAUGGACACAGAAACUCCCAAAUCUCCAUUACAACAGAAACAAAUUGAGGAUAUGACUAAAGUAAAACCUGACAUUAUUGGGAAAGAAGAAUUGCACGAAAAAAUUGUUGAAGAUCAUUUACAGAAAUCCAAGGAAGAAACUGAUAAGAAAAUCCUUGAAAUAAGUGCAUUAAAAUCAUCCGAAUCGAUUCGAUCGGAGGACGUUUCACCGGCAGAAACCAUUUUUGCGAAAUCACCCACGGAAAAAUUAAAAGAACCGAGCAAAAUUCCAACCGAUACAAAAGAGAUAGAACCGGCGAAAUCAAUUUUAGAAACAGAAACCAUAACAAAGCGAGUUGAAGAAAUUGGCCAAGAGAUUCGUGAAAUUGAAAUGAAAAAAGAUGAAAAAGAAGAAGUGUGUGUGUUGCGUGAAAAGAGUGAAUCACCGAAAGAGGAAUCAAUUAUCGAACCUGCCAAAAUAGAAGAAAAAGAAUUAAUCACAGAUCGCAAAUUAGAAAUCUCUACUGACCAAGAUAAAAUAGAAAAGAAAGACGAUUUGCAGCAGAUAAGUGAGAUUAAAAUGAAAGAAGAGAAAUUGAAAGAUUUAGAGGCAGAAAUUCCCGAUGAAUCAAAAAUACUCGAGGAUAAAAUAUCCUCUGAUAUUAAACAGACUGAUAUUAUUGAUAAGGAUAAGCUUCCAAUUAUAGAUGUUGAUAAAUCUAAAGUGGAAAUACAAACAAAAUUAGAUACAACAAUUGUAACUGAUAAAGAGCUAAGUACUUUUGAUGAAAAGAGCAAAGAACCAAUCGAUACAUCAAAAUCAACUUUUGUUACAGAUACUACAGAAAAACCAAAAUCUCCCAUUAUAACAGAAAAAAUUCAAGAACUUGAUAUCACGGAUAAAGAAAUAGUUCCUCCCAAAGAAGAAGAAACGAAAAUGAAGGAGAAAAUAGAUAUAGAAAAACAUGUAAUUGAAAAAAUUGAGAAAGUCAAAGAAGAAAUUAAGCCCGAAAGUAUACCAAUAGAAACAAAAACGGUGAUCGAUGUAUCGAAACGAUCUAGUAUUUCAAGUGAAAUUCAUCUUGUAACAGAGGCUGAAACUAAGGCAAUCGAUAAAUCUAAAUCACCAAGUGAAAUAGAUGAAACAGAGGAUAAAACAAGAUCGCCCAGUAUUGCUGGUGAUAUCGAAGAUUUGAAAGAAGUAGAGGUAACCAGUAUUGAUAAAUCUAGAACACCUAGUGUAACAAGUGUUACAGCAGAGCCAAAAGAGGUAUCCGACAAAUUAAAAUCGUCCAGUAUUGCUGGAGAUGAAUCCGAUUUAAAAGAUAUCGAAACAAAAGAAAUUGAAAAAUCAAGAUCUCCCAGUGUAACAAGUAUUCCUUCAGAAGAAAAGAAAACAAUGGAUAAAUCAAAAACACCUAGUCCUGAAGAAGAGCAAGAUUUAAAAGAUAUUGAAAAAUCUAGAACACCCAGUGUAAUUAGUGUUCCAACAGAAGUUAAAGAAACCAUAGAAAAGUCACCUAGUGUUUCUGGUGAAGAACCAGAAUUAAAGGAUAUUGAUACAAAAGAGAUUGAAAAAUCUAGAUCUCCUAGUGUAACAACAGAAAUAAAAGACGUUGAUAUGAAAGAAAUAGAAAAGUCCAGAUCUCCUAGCGUAACAAGCACUACAGCAGAAGCAAAAGAACCAUCAGAUAAAUCAAAGUCACCCAGUAUUGCUGGUGAAGUUGUUGAUCUGAAAGAUGUUGAUAAAAAAGAAAUUGAAAAGUCAAGGUCUCCCAGCGUAACAAGUGUCACAGCAGAAGAGAAAGAGCCAUUAGACAAAUCAAAGCCUCCCAGUAUUGCUGAUGAAAAGCCAGAAUUAAAAGAUAUUGAGAUAAAAGAUAAAGAAAAAUCUAGGUCUCCAAGUGUAACGAGUGUUACUGGAGAGCCAAAAGAGUUAUCAGAUAAAUCAAAAUCGCCUAGUGUUGCUGGUGAAGAGCCAGAAUUAAAGGAUAUCGAGGUAAAAGACGUAGAAAAAUCCAGAUCUCCAAGUGUAACAACAGAAAUGAAAGACAUUGACAUGAAAGAAAUAGAAAAGUCCAGAUCUCCUAGCCUAACGAGCACUACAACAGAAGUAAAAGAACCAUCAGAAAAAUCAAAGUCACCCAGUAUUGUUGGUGAAGUUAUUGAUCUGAAAGAUGUUGAUAAAAAAGAAAUUGAAAAAUCGAGAUCUCCCAGCGUAACAAGUGUCACAGCAGAAGAAAAAGAGCCAUCAGAUAAAUCAAAGUCUCCCAGUGUUGCUGGAGAAAAGCCAGAAUUAAAAGAUGUCGAAAUAAAAGACAUAGAAAAAUCCAGAUCUCCAAGUGUCACAAGUGUUAUUACGGAACCGAAAGAAUUAUCAGAUAAAUCAAAGUCGCCCAGUGUUGCUGGUGAAGAACCAGAAUUAAAAGAUGUUGAAGUAAAAGAUGUAGAAAAAUCCAGAUCUCCAAGUGUAACUAUGGAAUCGAAAGAACCAUCAGAUAAAUCAAAAUCUCCUAGUGUUGCUGAUGAAAAGCCAGAAUUAAAGGAUGUUGAGAUAAAAGAUGUAGAAAAAUCCAGAUCUCCAAGUGUAACAAGUGUUAUUGCAGAACCGAAAGAAUCAUCAGAUAAAUCAAAAUCUCCCAGUGUUGCUGGUGAAAAGCCUGAAUUAAAAGAUGUUGAAAUAAAAGAUGUAGAAAAAUCUAGAUCUCCAAGUGUAACGAGUGUUAUUGCAGAACCGAAAGAACCAUCAGAUAAAUCAAAGUCUCCCAGUAUUGCUGGUGAAGAACCACAAUUAAAGGAUGUCGAUAUAAAAGAUAAAGAAAAAUUCAGAUCUCCAAGUGAAUCAAAAGAAUCAUCCGAUAAAUCAAAGUCGCCCAGUAUUGCUGGUGAAGAACCAGAAUUGAAGGAUGUUGAGGUAAAAGAUAUAGAAAAAUCCAGAUCUCCAAGUGUUAUUGCAGAACCGAAGGAACAGUCAGAUAAAUCAAAAUCACCCAGUGUUGCUAGCGAAGUUGCUGAAUUGAAAGAUGUUGAUAUAAAAGAAAUCGAAAAGUCGAGGACCCCUAGCAUCACAAGCGUUACAACAGAAGUUAAGGAGCCAUCAGAUAAAUCAAAAUCGCCAAGUGUUACUGGCGAAGAACCAGAAUUAAAGGAUAUUGAUACAAAGGAGAUUGAAAAAUCCAGGUCUCCAAGUGUAACAAGUGCAACUGCAGAAAUAAAAGAACCAAUCGAUAAAUCAAAGUCGCCUAGUAUUUCUGGUGAAGUUGCUGAAUUGAAAGAUGUCGAUACAAAAGAGAUUGAAAAAUCGAGGUCUCCCAGUGUAACGACUGUCACUGCAGAAAUAAAAGAACCAAUGGAUAAAUCAAAGUCGCCUAGUAUUUCUGGUGAAGUUGUUGAAUUAAAAGAUGUCGAUACAAAGGAGAUUGAAAAGUCGAGGUCUCCCAGUGUAACAAGUGUCACAGCAGAAACAAAAGAACCAACGGAUAAAUCAAAGUCUCCCAGUGUCGCAGGUGAAGUUGCUGAAAUGAAAGAUGUUGAUACAAAGGAGAUUGAAAAAUCUAGGUCUCCCAGUGUAACAAGUGUCACUGCAGAAACGAAAGAAGCAUCAGAUAAAUCAAAGUCUCCCAGUGUUACUGAUGAAGUUGCUGAAUUGAAAGAUGUUGAUACAAAGGAGAUUGAAAAAUCGCGGUCUCUUAGCGUAACAAGCGUCACAGCAGAAACAGAAGAGCCAACGGAUAAGUCAAAGUCUCCCAGUGUUGCAGGUGAAGUUGCUGAAAUGAAAGAUGUUGAUACAAAGGAGAUUGAAAAAUCUAGGUCUCCCAGUGUAACAAGUGUCACAGCAGAAACAAAAGAGCCAAUGGAUAAAUCAAAGUCGCCUAGUAUUGCUGGUGAUGUUGCUGAAUUGAAAGAUGUUGAUGCAAAGGAAAUUGAAAAAUCUAGGUCUCCCAGUGUAACAAGUGUCACCGCAGAAACGAAAGAAGCAUCAGAUAAAUCAAAGUCUCCCAGUGUUACUGAUGAAGUUGCCGAAUUGAAAGAUGUUGAUACAAAGGAGAUUGAAAAAUCUAGAUCACCCAGUGUAACAAGUGUCACCGCAGAAACGAAAGAAGCAUCAGAUAAAUCAAAGUCUCCUAGUAUUGCUGGUGAAGUUGCCGAAUUGAAAGAUGUUGAUACAAAGGAGAUUGAAAAAUCUAGAUCACCCAGUGUAACAAGUGUCACUGUAGAAACAAAAGAACCAAUGGAUAAAUCAAAGUCGCCUAGUAUUGCUGGUGAAGUUGCUGAAUUGAAAGACAUCGAUACAAAGGAGAUUGAAAAAUCUAGGUCUCCCAGUGUAACAAGUGUCACCGCAGAAACGAAAGAACCAUCAGAUAAAUCAAAGUCUCCCAGUGUUACUGAUGAAGUUGCCGAAUUGAAAGAUGUUGAUACAAAGGAAAUUGAAAAAUCUAGGUCUCCCAGUGUAACAAGUGUCACAGCAGAAACAAAAGAGCCAAUAGAUAAAUCAAAGUCGCCUAGUAUUGCUGGUGAAGUUGCUGAAUUGAAAGAUGUUGAUGCAAAGGAGAUUGAAAAAUCUAGGUCUCCCAGUGUAACAAGUGUCACAGCAGAAACAAAAGAACAAACGGAUAAAUCAAAGUCUCCCAGUGUUGCAGGUGAAGUUGCUGAAAUGAAAGAUGUUGAUACAAAGGAGAUUGAAAAAUCUAGAUCACCCAGUGUAACAAGUGUCACUGUAGAAACAAAAGAACCAAUGGAUAAAUCAAAGUCGCCUAGUAUUGCUGGUGAAGUUGCUGAAUUGAAAGACAUCGAUACAAAGGAGAUUGAAAAGUCGAGGUCUCCCAGCGUAACAAGUAUUACAGCAGAAACAAAAGAGCCAUCGGAUAAAUCAAAGUCUCCCAGUGUUGCUGGUGAAAAACCAGAAUUAAAGGAUGUUGACUCGAAAGAAAUAGAAAAGUCGAGGUCUCCCAGCGUAACAAGUGUCACUGCAGAAACAAAAGAGCCAUCGGAUAAAUCAAAGUCACCGAGUGUUGCUGGUGAAGAGCCAGAGUUAAAGGAUGUUGACUCGAAAAAAAUAGAAAAGUCGAGGUCUCCCAGCGUAGCAAGUGUCACAACAGAAGUGAAAGAGCCAUCGGAUAAAUCAAAAUCACCGAGUGUUGCUGGUGAAGAGCCAGAGUUAAAGGAUGUUGAUACAAAAGAGAUUAAAAAAUCGAGGUCUCCCAGUUCAACAAGUAUUACAACCGAAAUGAAGGAAUCAUCAGAUAAAUCAAAGUCUCCCAGUGUUACUGAUGAAGUUGUUGAAUUGAAAGAUACAAAGGAAAUUGAAAAGUCGAGGUCUCCGAGCGUAACAAGUGUCACAGAAGAAAAAGAGGCAUCAGAUAAAUCAAAAUCUCCCAGUGUUGCUGGUGAAAAGCCAGAAUUAAAGGAUGUUGAGAUAAAAGACAUAGAAAAAUCCAGGUCUCCAAGUGUGACGAGUGUUACUGCGGAAGUGAAAGAACCAUCGGAUAAAUCAAAGUCACCCAGUGUUUCUAGUGAUGUUGCCGAAUUAAAAGAUGUCGAUACGAAAGAUAUUGAAAAGUCCAGGUCUCCAAGUUUAACAACAGAAAUCAAAGAACUUUCAAAAUCGGAAGAUGUUGCAAAGGAGAUUGAAAAAUCGAGAUCUCCCAGCGUGGCAAGCGUUACAACAGAAGUGAAAGUACCAUCAGAUAAAUCAAAGUCACCGAGUGUUGUUGGGGAAGAGCCAGAAUUAAAGGAUAUUGAUACAAAAGACAUAGAUAAAUCUAGAUCUCCCAGUGUAACUAGUGUCACAGCAGAAGUCAAAGAAUCAUCGGACAAAUCAAAGUCACCCAGCGUUGCUGGUGAAGAACCUGAUUUUAAGGAUAUUGAUGUAAAACGUAUUGAAAAAUCUCCAAGCACGGUGAGCGAUGGAGGUGAACCUAAAGAAUCAGCCGAUAAAUCAAAAUCGCCCAGUGUUGUUGGUGAAGAACUAGAUUUAAAGGACGUUGACACAAAGGAUAUUGAAAAAUCUAGAUCUUCGAGUGUUACUAUAGAACCGAAAGAGGCCUUCGAUAAAUCAAAGUCGCCCAGUAUUGCUGGUGAUGUUACCGAUUUGAAAGAUGUCGAUACAAAAGAUAUGGAAAAAUCUAGAUCUCCAAGCCUAGCAAGCGAAAUAACAGAUGAGAAAGGAACAGAAAUUAAAUCAAAAUCUCCUAGUGUCGCAGAAGAAUCAGUAGAUUCGAAGGAUGUUGUAAAAGAUACUGAAAAAUCCAGAUCUCCGAGCGUAACAAGUAGUACAACGGAAACGAAACUGGCUGUGGAUAAAUCAAAAUCGCCUAGUGUUGCCGGUGAUGUUGUCGAUAUGAAAGAUGUUGACGUUAAAGAUAUCGAGAAGUCUAGAUCCCCUAGCGUAACAAGUAUCACGACAGAAACGAGAGAACCAUCGGAUAAAUCAAAAUCGCCUAGCAUAAUUGGAGAUGCCCCUGAUUUGAAGGAUGUUGAGGCAAAAGGUAUCGAAAAAUCGAGAUCUCCAAGUGCGACAAGUGUUACAGAAUCGAAAGAACCUUUAGAAAAAUCGAAGUCGCCUAGCAUUGCUGGCGAAGCGCCCGAUGAUAUCCCUGUGAAAGAAAAAUCCAAAUCUCCCAGCCUAUCUCCUAGCGCUCUAACAGAGGCAAAAGAUAUAUCGAAAUCACCAAGUGUUGUCAGCGAUACUGAUUCGAAAGAUAUCGAAUCAAAGACUGUAGAAAAAUCUAGGUCCCCCAGUAUAACCGCCGUCAUUACGGAGCAGAAGGAAGUAGCGGACAAGAGACCUAGUGUUGCUGGCGAUUUGACCGAUUUAAAAGAUAUUGAAAAAUCGAGAUCUCCAAGUGUGACUAGUAUCACGGCGGAACCAAAGGAUGCAGCGGAGUCCAAGUCCAAAUCGCCUAGCAUUGCUGGUGAUACACCGACCGAUCUGAAAGAUAUCGAUAAAUCUAGAUCUCCUAGCGUAACAAGCGUAGUUACAGAAACAAAAGAUAAGUCGAAAUCUCCCAGUGUUGCGGGUGACGUAAAGGACAUCGAUGCAAAGGAUAUCGAGAAAUCCAAGUCCCCGAGUGAAACGAGUUCACCGACGGAGAUCAAAGAUGCAUCGGUUAAAUCGAAAUCGCCCGAUAUCGCCGAACACGAUGCUGAUUCAAUUUCUGAUGCCGAUUUAAAGAGAUCGGUGGACAUAUCGCCCACCUCCCUUUUGGAUUUACGAAUUAGCGACAGAAGGAAACGUUCCAUUUCGUCGGACGAUAAAAAGGAAGUUUCGAAGUUCCCUGGUGACGGGAUAAAAGAUAAAUCUGUGUCGCCUGUCGAUAAAACGGACGCGAUUGAAAAGCCUAAAGACAUGGUGUGCACAGUGCCAUCGUCACGGGACAAGGAAGACUCGUUCGUUCCUCGUAAAUCAGUAUCACAGGAAUUGGGAAAAGCGGAUGAGAAAAUCGACGAUAAGGAGGAUAGAACGUUGGGUGAAAGUGUCGAUCGAUUGAAAGACGAGCGAAAGGAGGACAUAGCCAAUAAGGAAGAAAAUAUCACGAGAUAUAUCUUAGAGGAAUAUAUAAAUAAGGGAAGGAAAAUUACAACGCACGUGAUAGAAGAGAUAAUUAGGACUUAUUCGGUCUCGGAGUUCGUAGUGAUGAAUAUCAUCGAAACGAUCGUUAUGACGAGAAAAAUACACAGAGAUUCAAUUCUAGAAAUUGCCGAGCAUAAAAGAUCGGAGGACGAAGCGAAAGUGGCGCGAGGCAAAGACGCGACGAAGGAUACGAGCGAGGGUUCCAUGAGUUCCAGCUUGAGUUCAGAGCUGAUCGCUUCCGAUAAAUCCACCCAGGACAGCCCUGCACGCUCCGAUCCCCACAUCGACGAAGAAAUAUCGAUCUCGGAGGAGAAGAGGGUCGAGAUGGAGAAGUUCUUGGAGGAGGAUUACAUCAAACAGGGGAGGAGGAUCACCGAGGAGAUACUGGAGGAGAUCACCGUAAGGACAUCUUUGCCCCGAUACAUCAUUCUAGAAAUAAUCGAGGAGAUAAUUUUGAAGAAGAAACUUGUCCGAGAAUCCAUAAUUGACUCGGAGGUCGACUAUCAAGAGGACGAAGAGGGUGAAGACAGUUACACCAAGGAUGGCUUCCGUUACGAAAAAUCUCCCUCCCCUCGAUACGACGAAAGAAAACUGUCUUACGAUUACAAAGGAUCCGAGUAUCCAAGAAUGCAGCAACAAGGAUCGCAAAUGGACGCGUCGAUCUCGGAUUACACGGUCGGCCAAUACGAGAGCCAGUUCCACAAAGCGUUCGUCGGCGGGGUUACGGAGAUACGAACCACUCACAUCACGACCCUCUCGGGUAAAUCAACGCCGGAUAUGACCCGAGACGAGACUCCCGACUCGAUCUCGGAACCUACGGCCUCCACGGUGGAGAAAAUGGAGGAGAAAUCCGGUGUCGUUAAACCGUCAGACGUUUCCAAGAUCACCACUGCUACGACUAUCACCUCCACGGUGACCCAGAGGACGAGCACGUCGGUUGUGGAGACGGAGGGAAAGCCUGGUCAGAUAAUAUUGAAAGAGAGCAAGAUCGGUGAGCCGAUCGAGACCGAGGAGGAAUCGAUCGAGCAGCGGCCAGAAAUUUCGUCGGAUGGUAAAGUCAUCGUGGUGAAGAGAAUCGUGAAACGGGAAGUGCGCGAGGACGAGCCAGAUACCGUUCAAAUACUGAAAGAGAGUAAAAUCGGCGAAUCGAUCAGGAAGAUAACCGAAGAAUCGGAUGUGUCGAGGCUCGAGAUCAAGGGAACCGAGGAGAAAUUGUUAUUGGGCGAAGAGGAAUCAGAAAUUUCACCUGACGGUAAAGUUAUCAUAGUGAAGAAGAUCGUGAAACGUGAGAUCGUCCCGGAGGACGAGAUCGGGGGCGACGAUUUGAAAACGAUAAAAGAGAUCACGAGCAAGGAAAUAACGAUACCUGAUACCGUCGAGACGGUGAGAAAGGAAACGAAACAAAUUGUGAUUACUGGGGGGGACGCGUUGUCCGAUGGUAAGGUAAGUUUGUCAGACGCUGAGAAACUGCUGACCGGCCACAAAUUAUCCGACGUGAAGGUGACAACAACGAUCACGAAGAUAGACGACACCGAUACCUCGACCACCGACGAGGGAACGACGAUCAAGGGGGCCGUGAGAAAGCAGGAAAAGGAAGAGAAGCGGUGGGUGGAGGAGGAGGGAGGCACGAAAAAAUUGGAGAAGGGGGCGGAAGCGAAGGAGAGACGGCCGGUAUCCCCUCACGUGCGCGACAUUGCCUCUGAUAUCGUGCAAUCCGGAAGAUCCACGCCCGACAGAAGAUCGGAGGGCAGAUCGUUGACGGGGACCCCGGAGGGGUUCAGAUCUGGCGAGGUGAUCCGAACGAUCAUCACCACUACGAAGACGGUGUCCGACGACGGAGAGAUCGUGACGACGACUCGAGAGGUGACGGAAACGACGAACGAGAAGGGAGAGACGGUGAUCCUGGCCGAGAAAGUGGACGUGAAGGUGGACGAGUACGUGGCGCCGCAAGAAAAAGAGAAGGAAGGCGGUAUGACAGGGAGCUAUUACGGCGAAUUGCCAACCUCGUCCCAACUCGGCGACGGGACGCGCAAGGGGGCAGAUCCCUCCUCGAGGGAACAGCAGAGCGAUUCGUACGCGUUGAAACGAUUCCUGGUGGAGAAGGAGUACGCCGGCGACUACAAGGAGAGGCAGGACGCGAAGAGGUACAUCGACGAGGCGGGCCUCGAUUUCGAGAAAACUAUGGGGGUGGAACGAAAGGAAUCAGCCGAGUCGCGUGCAAGGGCUGUCUCGUCGAGAUUCACGAACGGCAGCGUUCGCCAGGAAGCGUCGGAUGCGAGCGACAAGGAGGACGAGCGCGAUCCGACGAAGAAAGACCCGUUGGACGGUUGGGGAACCCCUCUCGGCCUUCCCUCCCCUGUCCCGCCUCGUAAGUUCAACCUGAAAAAUGCGACUCAACCCGCGAACACGAGCAACAACGCGAACGAUGAAUCGCGCCCCGACACCGAGAUAAACUUCGAUGCGAUACACGAUUGGGGGGAGCCGUUGAGAUUGCCCUCGCCCGCGCCAGUGACCAACGAAAUUUCCAACAAGGGCGCGCCAGGGACGCCGAAGAAGGAGAAGAAGCAAGCGAAAAGGGUGCUGUCCGAGAACAUAAAGAACAAGAAACGUUCGGAGAGCCCGGGAAAGAACGAGAAAAAGAUGAAAGAUUCGAAGAACAAGGUGCAGCCGGUUUACGUGGAUUUGACUUACGUACCUCAUCACGGGAACUCGUACUACACCUCGUUGGAAUUUUUCAAAAGGGUACGGGCGAGAUAUUACGUGUUCAGCGGCACGGAGCCGAGCCGCGAGGUGUACGACGCGUUAUUGGAAGCUAAAAGAUCAUGGGAGGACAAAGAUCUUGAGGUGACUAUGAUACCGACUUACGACACCGACACAUUGGGCUAUUGGGUGGCGGACAACGAGGAAGCCCUGGCAGCGAAUCACAUUGACCUUUCACCCUCGGCAUCCCGAUGCACGAUUAAUCUGCAGGACCACGAGACUAGUUGCAGUGCCUAUAGACUUGAAUUCUAGGGAUUGGCAGCCUGCUCAGCCGUAAUAGUUGAGUUCUGAGCGGUGUUCAGAGAGUGUAUUUUAUCGCUUCGUUUCUGGACUUGCCGUUUCGCGAAUUCCUUACCGUGCCUAUUAGCGGUUCAUGAAACUUUAGAAAACUUAAGGAGAGGCUACAUCGAACGACAUUGACGUGGUCGUUGUUUUACGAUCCGAAUUUCGUGCCUAAUCAUCCCAUACGAAUCGAUAUGCAGUUGUUCCUUGUUUUUUAAUGCACAGGUUAAUUGGAUCAACAACUACGAGACUAUGUAUUACGUUGUAUCGAUUAUAUGACAACAUAAUUAUGUGACAACAACAGCAAAAUAUCAAAAGCAACAAUAACAACAACGAAGACGACGGAGACGAGGACUAGGACGAUGACGAGGACGCGAACAAUUGCUCCUUCUCUUAUCUGUUAUUUAUUUAUUUCUUUUUUUUCUAUUCGUUCUUCUCUAUCAAUCUUCCUUUCGUUCUUAUUAUAUUUGAUACAAAGAUGUGCAAUGACAGUUGUAUUAAAAUAAUACUGAUCACCUCCCUUGGUACUCGUUCAUGCGACCUUUGCUGAUACGUACGAUAAACAGAUUUGGCCUGUUCUUAGUUUUUCAAAUAUGGCUUAGAAAUCCAUUAGAGAAUUGCGUAGAGAGAGAGAAUGCUUAUACCGAAGCUCUUCUUUGCACCGUAAACUAAUUAUCUUUUUAUACACCAAUAUUCGACUCGAUUGAAGACAAUUAUAAAUUGUGUAGAAAAAAAAAAAAGAAAAAAGAAAAAAAAAAGAAGAAAAAGAAAUGAAGACAAACAGGAACAACGCAACACAGCCUAGCAAUAAUACGGACAAGACGUACAAAGGUUUAUUAGAGUCAUACCGACACGGUAAUAUUAUACGCAUAAUGGAUAUAAAGGUGGAUACAAAGUUGAUGAGAAAUGGAACUCUUUGUACAUUUUUUUAUGAUGUUAAAUUUCCGACCGACACCAGGAGAUCAAUUCGAGCAUGAACGAUCCGACUCGUAAUCGCGAUUAACACGAUUCUUCGUUGUUGGAAUUUAAAAAUCAAUCUUCUCGUCAUAAAUGUCUACUCGUGUAAGUAAUAACAGAGAUAAACGACUAUAUGGUACACCGGAAAGUACUAUAGAUAGAAAUCUAUCUGUGUUGUGUUUCUAUACGUAAAGGUAGAAUAAACAAACGGGUUGGAUCAAAUAACAACAACAACAACAACAACAACAACAACAAGUAUUAUGUAGAAAAAAAAUGUCCAUAUUGUCGAUGUUUCAUUCCUAAUGCCUCUCAAAUCCGUUACUAGUAACGGUAAUAGGUGAAUAAACGAAGAAACAAAGCGAUCUAAAAUAAUGUUUUCUUCCUCGACAGAGAGAAAAAAAAAAAGAAAAAAAAGAAAAAAAAAGGUAGAAAAUUGGAAGCUAAAUUAAGAUGGCGAUAAAGUAAAAAUAUCGUACAACAUCCAUCCAAUGGACAACAAUGUCCACGUUCGAUAAUCGUACUCGAAUGGACACCUCUGUUUUUUUUCUUAAUGUCUCCUUUUCGAGGCGGGACGAUUUAAAAACAGAGUUGUUCAUUCCCAUGAUAAAUCCGUUUAUAGAUAUUUUUUAGUAGAUAUAUAUAUAUAACAAUAUACGUAACAGAAUGUUUUCAUUUCAAAACAAACGAAAAUACCACUUCCCAGAUCAUGCACCAUUUUAAAAACUAGACCAAACGAUAAUUACGGUGUCGUACCGAUGAUGAGAUUGUGCGAGAGAUAUUUCAUGAAUUCCAUGAAUUUGUUCGUUUCUUUUUUUUUUUUUUUUUUUUUCCUUUUUCAUUAGAAAACGCGAUGAUUCCGAUAUUUCAUAUUGAGAAGAAACCAGUGUUCGAUCGCAGCGGCAUCGCUAUCUGCUUCGCGUAUAUGAAAAAAAAAGAAAAAAAAAAGAAAAAGAAAAGAAAGCAAAGACUGUAAAAAAAGGAAGCGUUCGGAUUAAAAAUGUCGAUGGCAAUUGAGUCGAGAUCCAUUUUGUACUUAUUUGCGCUGGAACAACGAGAUAUGAGAAACUGUAUUUGUUCGAGAAUAUCAUUAUGGCGUUACAAUUGCUCGGUAACUGGAUGAUAUUGUGUAAAUGUGUAAUGAUUACAAUGGUAAUCGCGAGAACGAUGCUGAGAACAAUGCAAUGAUCAUCAUGAUAAUAAUGGCGCGAUCAUCAUGAUGAUAGUUGCUGUGACAAUGGUGAUGACAACGUGGAUAGAACGUUAACGUCAACACCAAUGCCAACAAUGACGACUAUUAAUGACGGUAUGGCGCUGAUUAUCAUGAUAGUGAUGAAGAUAAUGGCGACGGUAAUGGUGACUAUAACGGUGACGAUAACGACGACAACGACAGCGACGACGACAACGAUGAUGAUGAUUAUAAUGAUGAUGAUGAUGAUGAUGAUGAUGAUGAUGAUAAUGGUGAUGAUGAUGGCAAUGAUAAUAAUUUUUAUGGGAAUGAUUAUGAAUUUUCGAAAUCGAAAAAAUUAAUUCGUCAAUGAUAUAUCUUCCAGGCAGACGAAAUAAAAUUCUGCAUCAUGUAAGUACGAGAGAUGAACACGUUCGCAAGAUUUCUUAUAUAAGUCCUACUAUAUAAUUUAAAAUACUCAUUUAAUCAAAGAAACAAUUUUCACGUAAAAUAAACCUAGCUUUAUAGAUCAUGAGGAUACAUGCUCAGAUAAAUAUUGUGUUUUUAGUUGUUUCGGUGAUAAAGAGGAAGAUGCAUUAAGUGACAUAGUGGAAAGAUUUAUUUUACACGUAUAUAUUAUAUAUACAUAUAUUUAUUAUACAUGCAUAUGUAUAACAAUGUUCAUGCAUACGUAUGAUUAUACCAAUCGAACGAAUGCGAUUUUGAUCGACCUACAAAAAAAAAAAAUCAGUAUCACAUUCGAUUUUAUAUUACUUGGAUUCGUGGAAUCCAAGGGACCACGGAGAAAAAAAAAAAGAAUUUAAUCAACGAUUCGUUAUUAUCGAAAUAUGUCGAACAAUCAAAGUAUGAAGGUACAGAGGAAUGAAUGGCCUAUAUAAAUCGAUCGAUUCUAAUACGUGUCGUACGAAAACAAUAUCUCACGAUCGUUCACCAGGUUCAGCAAAAAGAACCAAAUAAAAACACGAAGAAAAAGUAUACAUUCUACUAAUUGUGAUCGACUUAAAACUCCGGGUCCAAUAAAUGCUGUAGUUAGUGUGUAAGUUUUUACUACUCGUUUAUUACAAUUUUUUCAAGAUACUCGCUUGUUUGUUCCUUCGUGUGUAUAUUUUCACAUAUUUAUUUAUUUAUUAAUUUUUUUUUUUUUUUACUUUUUCACUUUUUCUUCACGUCAUUAUGUUAUGAUAACCACACCAAACAGGUUUUAGAUUUAAGUUUAACACAGCAAAAUCAAUAAGAUUGUUUUAUGGAGCAAAAGUUUGAUCUAAGUGAAAAUAAUAUGUUUGUUAUGUAUUGUGGUUUUUAUCGUUAUUAUUAUCACCAUCAUCAUUAUUACUGCUACUAUUAAUAUUACUUAUCAUUGUUACUGGCAUCAUCACCAUUACUGCUACUACUGCCGCUGCUCUCUGCUAUUUUGUCACACUAUCAACAUUAUCAUCAUUAUCAUUCUUAUUAUUAUUGAUAUUAUUAUUAUUAAUAUGAAUUAACUGUUAUUAUUAUUAUUAUUAUUAUCGCUAUUAUGAUACCGUUAUGAUUAUUGCCAUCAUCGUCGUAAUUAUGUAUAAUAUAUAUAUAUGUAUAAUAUAUAUAUAUUGUUAUUAUUGCUAUAUUGAUAGCUAUCACUACUGCAUCGUUACAGUCAAUCAUCCCCAUUAUUGUCGUUGUUUUUAUCGUUAUUGUUGUUGUUGCUGUUGUUGUUGCAUUGUUAUUUUUACCAUCAUUAGCAUGAUCGUAUCGUCAUUGUUACACACCAUCGAUCGUGAAUGAUAAUUUUGUUGCUUGUGAUUGAGAGGAAAGUAAAAGAAAAAAGGAAAAAGAAAAAAAAAAACGCGAUAGCGAGAAAUCAUAUGUACCUAUGUAUUUAUGUAUUAUUUAUUGACAAUUAAUAACGACCAGCUGUUUAGGUAGGAUAUUAAAAUUAUGAAAUUGAAUGUAACGAAACGAACGGGAUGAGUAAACAAACACAGCCAUUAACAUUGGUAACAAAUAAAGUGAACAAUUUAGACACAACUUGUAUUAACAAAUUGAUGAUCAAGAAAAAGAAUUUAAAUUAAAAAACAACGGUGAAAUAUAAGAGUUAAGAACGAGCUUUCAUUAAGACGUUUUAGAUUAAAAUAUAAAGAUGAAAAAAAAAAGGUAUAUAUAUAUAUAAAAAUAUAUAUAAACACGUACACACCGAGAAGAAGACAAACAGAUACACACACUCACACUUAAACAACGUGCACACAUGUGCACGCGUAUACAUAACAUAUAUACAAAGAUAUAUAUAUAUACAUAUAUAUAUAUAAAAUAUAUGAAUGGAAAGACAAAGGAGAGAACAAAAAAAUAUAGAAAAGAAAUCUAUAUGUGGGAAGGAAAAAAAGGGUAUGCGAAGAUAACGAAGUGCGAACCUCAACACCUGUACGAACCCCUAAAUCGCGAUGCUUAACGGGUGUGAGAACGGUGAUACGGUUUUAUUUAGAUAUCAACUUAAAAGGCGUCGUUUUACACGAUUUGUAACACGUAUCCGACACUCGAGCGUAUCGGGGUAAGUGGUCUCGUUCAAGUUUUCACACGAAUUCUUCCAAUUUGACCGAGUCGAAAAGAUUAUCGUCAUUCGAGCUAUGUGAAAAAAAAAAGAAAUGUUAAAUAUCAAACGAGUAUCGAUAAUGAAGUGAUAAAAAUGUUUGAAAGUAAAAGCAAUUGGUAAUAGUACCAGAGUUUGUUUACUCGACGCGAAAUAUCGGAUACGCUAAUGUUCUAGUCAGAAAAACAAUUUCCUAAUAUUAAAAGAUCAUCUAGUCAUUCUUCUUCACAGUCGAUCUUCUGCCGUUAUGAGACUGCGUUGCAGACGUUAAGACGAGUACAGUUUUUCACAAUUGUAUUUAUUAUAUAAAUCGCGGUUCUCACCCCUUGAAGCGCAUCAGCGCGUCGUGUUUUUCGAAUAACGAAUUAAAAAAAAAAAAAAACUUACUGUGGAGUGUUCAUGGUGCUAUGAUUACUAUUAUUAUGAUUAUGAUUAUGAUUAUGAUGAUGAUGAUGAUGAUGAUGAUGAUGAUGAUGAUGAUUAUUAUUAUUAUUAUUAUUAUUAUUAUUAUUAUUAUUACUAUAGAAAUAACAAUGUUACGCUAUAUGACAAAAAUGAUAAUAUAAUAAAUAUACAUUAUACCUUAACAAUA